This is a messenger RNA of Perca fluviatilis (European perch), 2857 nucleotides long. RefSeq names its product TIMP metallopeptidase inhibitor 2a (gene timp2a). Gene Ontology annotation, biological process: negative regulation of endopeptidase activity; negative regulation of membrane protein ectodomain proteolysis. The record is from RefSeq and is a predicted model, not a curated record. Gene Ontology annotation, molecular function: protease binding; metalloendopeptidase inhibitor activity. The coding region runs from base 278 to 946 and encodes 222 amino acids. Gene Ontology annotation, cellular component: extracellular matrix. The transcript is spliced from 5 exons. Lineage: Eukaryota; Metazoa; Chordata; Actinopteri; Perciformes; Percidae.
CCUUGAUCCUAGAAAAACGGAAACACUCCCUAAAGACAGACAGCUGCUGACACCAGCCAAGACAUCUCCGGGGGCCACCGAGCACACAGUGAAACCUCACCUUUACACCGGAGCUGAGCCAGCAGACCGCCCGGUGCUGUUAACCAGGUUUCUGUCGGUUAAAACAAUAAAAAAAAAAUCGGAGGGGGACGCUGCUGCCUGCCGCUGGAACUACACUGCGACGCAUCUGCGCAGCACACAGCAACGAAGAGACUGAAAAAACGUCGCAUCAGUGUUUAUGAAAAUGCCGUUUUCCAUUAACGGCAUCCUCUGCACGCUCGCGCUGCUGGUCCUGUGGCGGGCGGAGGAGCUCGCUGAAGCGUGCAGCUGUGCUCCGGUACAUCCGCAACAGGCGUUCUGCAACGCCGAUGUAGUGAUUCGAGCGAAGGUGGUGGGAGAGAGAGAGGUGGAUUCUGGGAAUGAUGUCUAUGGGAAUCCCAUCAAGAGGAUCCAGUAUGAGGUCAAACAGAUCAAGAUGUUCAAGGGGCCUAACUACGACAUCGAGGCUGUCUUCACGGCUCCCGUGUCCGCUGUCUGUGGCGUUACCCUGGAUGUCAACGGCAAGAAGGAGUACUUGAUCUCAGGCAAGGCCGAGGCCGACGGGCGCAUGCAUGUGACCCUGUGUGAUUACAUCAUGCCCUGGGACUCCUUGAGCAACACCCAGAAGAAGGGCCUUAGCCAACGCUACGAGAUGGGCUGUGAAUGCAAGAUUGUGCGCUGUCCCUCUCUGCCCUGUGAGAUCUCUGCUCCUGAGGAGUGUCUGUGGACGGACAUGAUGAUCGAGAAGCAGGUGCACGGACGCCAGGCCAGCCACUACGCCUGCGUCAAGAGGGCGGACGGCUCCUGCUCCUGGUACCGCGGCAUUGCGUCGCCCAAGAAGGAGUUCCUGGACGCCGAUGACCCUUAAUCACUUGGCUCGCCUGACUGCCCACUGCACAGCCUGGCUGGAAAAUAAAUGUAAAUGAUUCCAUUGAAAUUUAAGAUAACAUCAGGCAAUGUGAUUUUUGAUUUCUUUUUUUUUUUUUAAGGCAAAGCUAAUGUGACUAAAAUUACCUGCUGGUCCGAAAACAACCUUCAGCUCUCUUUGUAUUUGUUGUCCGUUAGCAUUUCAGUUAGACAAAGCAACACGAGGCCGCUUUCAAUUUCAGCAUUGCUCAAAUUGAACUGAAGAGGCUCGGAGGUUGUUCUCAGACUCGGGUUGUUCUCUGUAAAAACAAACCUAGCAUCAUGAGACAUAGACUGGUCAAGUGAUGAUAUAACUUCCUCCUGAGGCUGGCGUCAGGAGGAUAUAAAUUCUCGGUGAGACAGAGCACUUCCUGCCCCGCAAAGCGCUUUAACAGCUCUGCUCUCCAACUUCACAAGUCAAUCCCGAUCUACGGACAAUCAUUCGUUGCCCAUCGUGUUUCUACUUUUAUUACCUCAUUCUCCAUUUUAUUCCAAAGCCAAAUUCCAAGUUGCCUUUUUUUAAAUGAUUGUCUCGCUCUCUCCGAACACUAUUAGUUACUGCUUCCCUCAUCUUCUCUGCUGGGAGCCGUUUGGCCACCGGUGACGUCGGACGCCCACUGCAUGCUUAACUGUUUUGUUUAAAAAGAACAUGAGUCAUCUUGGCUGAUCUUUCCUGGUUUGAUUAGGUGAAAAAUCUUUUCUUGUGGAGAUUUUAACUCAAGUCUGUGGCCGUCACAGGCCUCACUGGACCAGUCUAUGCUGUGUAAAGUUGAGCGCUCUAAAUUUAAACCUGCUCAUGAGGUAAAACACCACCUCACCGCCCCACAGUCCAAUCAGAAAUAUCCAAAAUGUCUCUUUCUCAUCUCAUCUUCAUCCCUCUCCCUUGUUAUCCCCACUAUGUAGCUGUACAGUACCUAUGCAUAUACUUUUGUUGUUACUUGAUGAUUAUUAUUAUUAUACUGCUUUAGAACUAGAUUUGCACUUUUUGAGGAUGAGUUCCAGUAAAGACAAGAGCCUGAACACUCUGAUGUGACAGUGAUUAUAGUUCACCGAGACCGACAGAUCCACCUCAGGUGCAGAUUUCUCCUAUUUUGAGUGCUUUUGGUGAUCCAUAUUCACAAACUUAUUCUCGCUAUCUUUGUCAUAACAGAGAAAAUAGUACUUGCAAUCAAAGAAAAACAAAAAAAGUGGCGUGUGAGAGGUUCGGAUAUAAGGGAUUUUUGCAGAUUUUAUGUGUGAAAGACAAAAACAAAAAGAGCUUUGUUGGGUGUUAUUUCAGUGUCUUUGUAUUACCUGUUGAUUGUAAAUGCCAACAGCAGUUUCAGGAUUUGCCAAUAUAUUCUCGCAGACGGUUCAUUUCAUGAGUAAUAGGGUCUUUACGUGCUUAAUGUUAGCUUUGACUCGUCUUUCCUGCUCCUUCCAGUUAUUAAUGAAAGCUUCAUCGCUGUCAUAGAAAGCAAGUUACUCAAUUGAAGUUUACAGUGCUGUUUUAUACACCUCAAGCUACAUUAACAAACAAAUAUAUAUAUGAUGGAGUAUUAGAGGCAUAAUUUAAAAGUAAACUCUUUCCAUUUUCCAUUACUUUGUAUUUUUUCAGUGUUAUUAUUAUACCUGUCAUGAUUUUUGUGUGUUUUCGCUGUCUUUGUCUAUGAUGUCUUUAGCUGUAGUGUCGAGGUGAGAAGGUCCUCUUGCGCUGGAGUAACGUGAGAGUGAGAGAGAUGAAUCCUUUUUGGAGAGGUGUAGAGAAAUGAGAAAUGGGUACCUUGUGUGAAUAGAGGACUGUGCAUGUGUUUGAUGCUUUGUGUAAGUCCGGGCGAAGGACAAAAUAUUCAGUAUUAUCAAAUAAAAACCACAUGUUUGAAAAAAAAAUAAA